Penicillium digitatum Pd1 is the source of this 321-nucleotide messenger RNA. RefSeq names its product putative ubiquitin-conjugating enzyme E2. NCBI's taxonomy places the organism in Eukaryota, Fungi, Ascomycota, Eurotiomycetes, Eurotiales, Aspergillaceae. The record is from RefSeq and is a predicted model, not a curated record.
AUGGUGACAUCUUUCCGUCCCCGAUCAUCAUCUAUCACGGAUGACAGUGUUCUCACAAUGGUCCGUCCCAUUUCAAUACUUGGUGACUUGUAUCAUCAACUCGUGGAGUAUCGUUGCGAGGUCAUUCAGGACCGGUUCCGCGAUGCCAAUCGGCUCAUGUGGGACCAGAAAAGAGCAAGGCGCUCAUUUGAUUUGGUCAGCCUCAUGGAAUCACUCCGCAAACAGAUCGAUUUUCUAGAGCAUAUGGACAAGGAGAUUCUUGAUGAUGACAAGGUCCAGAAGGGCAUGCUCGACGACAGCCACCUUCGCUCAGAGGAAUAG